Alnus glutinosa is the source of this 321-nucleotide messenger RNA. RefSeq lists its product as uncharacterized. The coding region runs from base 1 to 321 and encodes 106 amino acids. The transcript has a single exon. The record is from RefSeq and is a predicted model, not a curated record. NCBI's taxonomy places the organism in Eukaryota, Viridiplantae, Streptophyta, Magnoliopsida, Fagales, Betulaceae.
AUGGGGUUCCACCUCCUGGGACUCACCGACCUGGUGUUGACUGACAUAGCCCCCGUGAUGCCCGCUUUGAAAAGCAACCUCAAGCGCAACAAACCCGUCCUCGCCAAAACCCUCAAGCACUCCAUCCUCUACUGGAACAACCCUGACCAAAUCAAGUCCCUUAAACCGCCCUUCCACUACGUCAUCGCCAUCGACUUCGUUUACAUUGAGACCGUGGGCCCGCUAGUGUCCACCAUGGAGGCCCUAGUGGCCGACGACUGCGUUGUCUUGCUCGACUACCAACACAGUUCCUCGAAGGUAUUGCAACUGUCAACAAGUUGA